AUUGGCUAAACAAAUAAAAACAAAGUUCUAGCGAAGGCUGAUGGCAUCAGAGGAGCGAUAAGCGGAGAAAUAAAUGAGGACGGAGACUCCGAGAGAGGAGCCAAGCACAGAAAACUUGCCGGGUGGGAAGGACCUUUAAGGGAAAUGCAAGACGUGGAAGAAAAAGCGCAGAGUUUAGGAAAGUUACGAGAAUAAAAGAAAAGCAAAAAAAAAAAACAAAACUUUUGGAAGAGAAAUUUGGAAAGAAGGUAAGCGGCAGGUGACGGGCAGCAGAGGGUGACGGGCAGCAGAGGGGACGGGCACAGAGGGUGACGGGCAGCCGAGGGGACGCCGGAGUACCCACCACCCUCCUCCCCACAACACAGGAAGACGUGGUUUCCUUUGCUGUCUCUGGUAGAGCCGGACUUUGGGGACGGGGCUCUGGAGACGACGCUGCCAAAGGAGCACAUGGGAAGGAGCGGCUGGCCCCUGUUUACAACAUGCCUUCCUGCAUCCCGAGGGAAAGCGGCCCGCAGCAACAUGCACAGCAACGAGCUCACCGACAUCUCCAUCCUCAACUCCCAGCCCAAAGUGGACAUCCUGUGGGAGCCCCCCUCCGAGAACCUGAGGAAGCUGAAGGAGAGGAAGGUGCUGGUGGAGCAGAAGAAGAGGCUCUCCGCCUGGAUCCUGGUCUUGGCUCUGCUCGGCAUCAUCUUGAUGGUCAUACACACCGAGGUGGUCCCGGCCGCCAUCUGCGAGUGGUUUGUCUACCUGUUCCUGAUAAAAUGCAGCAUAACCAUCUCCACCAUAGUCCUCCUGAUCCUCAUCAUCACCUUCCACGUCAAGGAGAUCCAGCUCUUCAUGAACGACAACUCUCUAGUGGACUGGCGGACUGCUUUAAAUGCCAAGAAAGCUGCCUGCAUUUUGCUGGAAAUCGUUGUGUGCGCCAUCCAUCCAUUUCCCUAUGAACAGCAUUGUCGUGGACAAGGAGGGUCAAACUCUUCCAAGGAACCUAUGGUUUUUCUCAGCAACCUGGACAUUUUCUUGUCCAUCAUGAUGUUCCUACGAGUCUACAUAAUACCCAGGACUGUACUACUCCACAGCAAGGUGUUGGUAGACGCCUCUUACCGAAGUAUAGGAUCCCUCAAUCAAAUCAAAUUUCAGUAUCCUUUCGUCAUAAAGAUCCUCAUGAACACCUGUCCAGGCCGAGUCCUGCUCACGUUGACCAUCAGUCUGUGGGUCGUCUCCUCUUGGGUCUUGUCUGUGUGUGAGAGGGGAGAUUCUCCUGGCAAUGGUAACUUGACAGACACCAUGUGGCUCAUCCCAAUCACCUUCCUGACCAUCGGCUACGGAGACAUGGUUCCGCAUAGCGCGUGCGGCAAGAUGGUCUGCCUGUUCACCGGAGUCAUGGGAGUCGGGUGUACAGCGCUGAUAGUCGCCGUCGCUGCUCAGAAACUGGAGUUCACCAAGGCCGAAAAGCAUGUACACAACUUUAUGAUGGACAUACACUACAUGAAGCAGAUUAAAUGCGCAGCGGCGAAUGUGCUGGGAGAGGCCUGGCUGCUCCACAAACACACCAGGCAACGGGACAGAGCCAAAGUACGGCAACACCAGAGGGAUCUGCUGGCGGCCAUUCACAUAUUUCGUCGCAGGAGAAUAAAACACAAAAAUCUGAAAGAUCAAGUGAAUGCCAUGGUCGAUAUCUCCAAGAUGCAGAUGAUCAUGACCGACCUGGACUACAACUUCACCUCUUCCCACCAAGAUUUGGAGAAGAGGAUCGACCAACUGGACAAGAAGCUGGAUGACCUCAGCCGUCUAAUCAUGACAGCCCUGGAAUCCCCCCAGAUAUCUCACUGACACAAGAUGUCCCCCUUUUCCUGGACUCUGUUUACCACUGGAGCAUUGUCUUGCAUUUUACCAUCCCCUUCGUUGUCGGAAGGGUGGUGGGACACAACAUGGACAAUCUAGCUGCUUGUAGAACCUCAAUAGACUAAUGAACUUAGAUGAACUUACUAGAGGACCACUCCUAAACUGCCUGACUCUUUGCAAUAAAGAGGCACUUUUUGGACUAUUGAUUCUCAUGGGACCAUUUAAGGAAAAAACUGACAUAUCAAACAUGAGGUGGAAUAAUAAAUGUAUUUAAAAUUGGGAGAUUUAUGAUGUAGAUAUACGUGAUGCACAUAAAAUGAUAUGCAGUUACAGAAAGUA
Molecule: messenger RNA, 2187 nt
Organism: Rana temporaria (common frog)
Lineage: Eukaryota; Metazoa; Chordata; Amphibia; Anura; Ranidae
Gene: KCNN4
Product: potassium calcium-activated channel subfamily N member 4
Exons: 8
Coding region: 448-1836 (462 amino acids)
Biological process (GO): potassium ion transmembrane transport
Cellular component (GO): plasma membrane; neuronal cell body; neuron projection
Molecular function (GO): intermediate conductance calcium-activated potassium channel activity; calmodulin binding; small conductance calcium-activated potassium channel activity
Source: RefSeq, a predicted model, not a curated record